UGGAAUAGGUGAAGGAGGCGGAGAGGGGGUUGUCGUACGGUCUGGAGUCACUAUACAAGAGUCGCGGCACGCACACACCCUCAGUCUUUGGCCAGUGACUUGUUCCGUGUGGCCGUCCGUGUCCGUGCGUGUGUCCCGUGCUGACUCGCCCGUGUCACUGGCUACGCCCACGACCCUCCAGCAGCCCAGGAUUGUACUAAGGCCCCAGCGUCGCGCCCUGAGGAACUGUCCUGCCCCCGGGCGCAAGGACACACAACGGGACAUCUUGGGCACGCGUCUGGACAUAACCUCUUCAAUCUUUACGUGCCGUCGCUGAGAACAAGAUGAGGCGUCGCGGCGUGGCGGGGAUGGUGGCGGCGGCGGUGGUGGUGGUGACGAUGGCGGCGGCGGCGGCGGCGCAGGACACACAGGAGAAUGAGUUCGGGUGUCACUGCAUGGAGUACUGGACGUGUAUCACCAGUGGGGGUCAUCCGUACAGCUACUGCGGACUGAGCGCCUCCUCCGUGUGCUGCUUCAUCCCUCUCAACGCCAGCCCCAUCGGCAUCCUCCCCCUGCGACGGCGAGACAAGUCCUGUGGCACGAAGGGCGCAGCGGGACGCAAGGAGGGUCAGGCGGAGAUGUCGGAGUGGCCCUGGCAUGCGGCGAUCCUGGAGCAGCCGCAGGACCUGUACGUAUGCGGCGCGUCGCUCCUACACGAGUCCUGGGUGCUCACCGCGGCCCAUUGCGUCGACGACUACCUGGAGUCCGCGGGUCGCCUGGAGGAGGUGCUGAAAGUGCGUCUCGGGGAGUUCGACGUGAGCACCACCGCUGAGCCGCUCAAGCACGAGGAGUUCCCCGUCACCGAGGUCGUCAUCCACCCACAGUUCGACAACUCCACGCUGGUGAACGACAUCGCGCUGCUGAGGCUCAAGAGCUCGGCGCGGCGCAAGGCCAACAUCGACGCCGUCUGCAUGCCCAAGAAAGACGACUUCGCGGAGGGGUCGACGGCGAGGUGCUACGUGACGGGCUGGGGGCGGCGGGACGAGGCCUCAGAACACAGCGUCGUCCUGAAGGAGAUCAACGUGCCACUCUGGAGCAACCCGUCGUGCCAGAACGCCCUCAGGGAACAGUUCGGCCCCGCCUACUCCCUGCCCACCACCGCCCUCUGUGCCGGAGCCGAGGGGCGCGACGCUUGUGACGGUGACGGUGGAGGGCCGCUGGUGUGCGAGAAGGACCGCCACUGGUACCAGGUCGGCGUGGUCAGCUUCGGCAUCGGCUGCGGCAGGAGAAACGUCCCCGGCGUCUACACCCGCGUCCAGGCCUUCGAGGAGUGGAUCAAGUCAACCAUAGGCGUCCACCACCACCCCUAGGAGCGAGGUCACCGCCAUUUCGUAGCUAGAUCGGCCCGUAUCCUCACACGCUUUCGGCUCUCACAACAAGUAUUUCCAAAGGUCACAAAGAAGAUUAGUUGGGUUUUCCUGAGUGUCUUUUUUCAUGUUCAUGGUGUAGAAGCAUUGUUAGAGGCUCACUAUAUAGGCGCAUACAACUACCCACUGAAAUACUAACACAGCCUCUACGGAAGCCUAAUCAAAUUUAAGAGCCGAUUUCACAGUCCAACACAGUGUCUUCGUAACAGUCCGAACUAAACUAUAGAAUCCCAUACAAUCCAAAAUGGGGAGGUCUUCGAUGCCACACUAAAUACACACAAGACUUUUCCUGUAUAGUUUCAUCAAAUUUGUGAACUUUAAUAUAAACACCAGACACUAUACAAGGAAAUUUCCAAGGCUCUGGUAUUGGUUUGGGAGCUUACUAACCCAUCAUGGAGAACUGUGAAACUGGUCCUAAGCGAGUAAGCCCAAAAAUGUUUGAGAGUAUGGGCCUGAAGUGUCUCGAGGUCAUCUUGAAGUCUUCCCCUCAGCUACCACCGCCAAUAAUACUACCACUGCUACAACCGUUACUAUUACUACCACUACCACUACUGUGAAACUGGCCUUAAGCGAGUAAGCCCGAAAAUGUUUGAGAGUAUGGGCCUCCAGUGUGUCGAGGUCAUCUUGAAGUCUCCUCCUCAGCUACCACUACUACCACUGCUACAACCAUUACUACUACUACCACUACUACUGCCACAAUUACUACUACUACUACCAUCGCCUCCAUAACAUCUACAAGAACUGCUACAGAUUUCUACGAUCACUACGACAACUGCUGUUACUACCAUCGUCAUUUCUAUAGACUGCUUCAUCUGCUCUUUCUCCUAUUGCCGAUGAUGAUGUUGAUGCCCUGGCUGGGUCAUCCGUCAUCUUAGAACGUCAGGUUAUCUUUGAUAGUGUGAGGUCUGCAGAGGAUUGUUUUUUUUUCUUUUUAAGUUCGUGUUUCUUUGUAAAUGUUUUUGAAGUUGUGUAUAUGUGUAUCUGUUCGAGAGAGAGAGAGAGAGAGAGAGAGAGAGAGAGAGAGAGAGAGAGAGAGAGAGAGAGAGAGAGAGAGAGAGAGAGAGAAACCUUCACCAUAACUGUAUUUUCAGUCUGGUGGCUCUUCUAGGAACUAAAAAAAAGUAAUUUGUGUAUCCAGUGACGUGUGUGUGUGUGUGUGUGUGUGUUUAGGUAAGCAGAGUGACGCAACCAUAUUAUAUUCCUCACCCCCCCCCCCCCCACACACACACGCACGAGCGCGCACACACACACACACACACACACACACACACACACACACACACACACACACGUCAUAAUUAGAAACCAAAACUGUUGUUAAAAAAGAAAACUAAUUCUCUCUCUCUCUCUCUCUCUCUCUCUCUCUCUCUCUCUCUCUCUCUCUCUCUCUCUCUCUCUCUCUCUCUCUCUCUCUCUCUCUCUCAACAUAUUGACUAUACACUCUAUCUCUUCCACCUCUUUCUCCCUCCCACUCACCCUCUCGCUCUCUCUCUCUUCCUCCGGCCAUACCUCUCCUCUCCUGUCCUACCUCCCUCCUUAACUCCUCUUUCCCUCCCUCCCUCCCA
Molecule: messenger RNA, 2971 nt
Organism: Eriocheir sinensis (Chinese mitten crab)
Lineage: Eukaryota; Metazoa; Arthropoda; Malacostraca; Decapoda; Varunidae
Product: phenoloxidase-activating factor 2-like
Exons: 8
Coding region: 324-1349 (341 amino acids)
Biological process (GO): proteolysis
Molecular function (GO): serine-type endopeptidase activity
Source: RefSeq, a predicted model, not a curated record